This is a messenger RNA of Cinara cedri, 4089 nucleotides long. Lineage: Eukaryota; Metazoa; Arthropoda; Insecta; Hemiptera; Aphididae. The record is from the annotation of a GenBank genome assembly.
AUGUCAAGUUUAACUGAUGAACAACGAAAAAUGAUUGAAGAAAAGAAAAAAGCUGCACAAGCCAAAUUAGCAUUAAAAUUUGGUAUGAAGACUACACCAUCUAUACCUCAAUCAGCCAAAAUUAAUUACAAUAAUAAUAAUAAUCAAUGCACCUUAUCAAAAACUGGAUCGAUUAUGUCGCCUACAUCAUCAAAUAUCAAAACUAGCCAUAAUAGUUAUAGUAAAAAUCAAAACAUCCAAUCGAAAGUAAUGAUUCGUGGUACUUGUGAACUGAUAUCAAAAGACCGUUUUACUGUUCAUGUAGCCUAUCACCAACAAUUAAUUAGUAUUUUUAAAACAAUACAAAAUAAAUUGUACGGUUAGUACAUGUCAUCAAAAAAUUAUAUAUGAUGUGUAUAUUUUUAUUUUUUUAUGAAAGUUAUAUUUAUUUCUUUUCAGACCCAAAAACAUCAGAAUGGUCAUUUCCCAUUAUAUAUCAUGAUCAGCUUAUGAUAAGCAUUAAACCACUAGAGUCUGAUGUUAAAAUAGACAAGUUACCAUAUUUUAUUUUAAAAGUAAGUAACUACCACAUUUAUCUAAAAAAUAUAAUUGUUAAUAAUAGUACUAAUAAAAAUUUAAAUUUCUUAGAUGUUUAAAGCUACUGAAGAUAUUCCAACAGAUCCAUCAACAAUUGAUCUAAGUAAUAUUGAUGAUAAUUUUUUAAAUGAACUUUAUCCUUUUCAACAAUCUGGAGUUCAGUUAGUUAUUUAAAACUUAUAUAUAUAUUUAUAAAAUAUUUUUUUAAAAUAUUUUAUUAUUUUUUUUAGGUUUGGAGUAUCAAAAAAGGGUCGCUGUAUGAUUGCAGAUGAUAUGGGCCUUGGAAAGACUAUACAGGCAAUUGGCAUUAUAAAAUAUUACUAUGAUGAUUUUCCUUUACUCAUUAUUUGCCCAUCAAGUAUGAGGUAAACAAAUUUUAUUUAUUUAUGUUAUUAGCUUUUAUUUAUUUAUUAUACUUAAUCCCUUUAUUAAUAAUACUCAAAGUUUGAUAUAGAACAUAAUUUUAUGUUGUGUGUGAUCUACCGUAUGCUAUGUUUUCAUGGCUGUAAAAUAUAAUUUAUAUUACACCUUCUCAUCAGUAUGUUUUAUGUAGUGUUAAAAUGCAUGCUAAUUGAAUAUAUUCUAUGAUUGAUAUUUUUAGUUGGUUAAUUGAAAUUAACAUACCUUAUCAUCUUAAUAAUUAAUAAUUUUUAACAGUUUAUAUAAAACUGCCUUGUUUUAUUAUAAUGCACUUAUUCAAGUUAAAAUAUACUAUUAGUAAUAUAAAUAGAUAUUAUAAUAAUUAGAAAAAAGAAAAGAAUAAAGUAUAUAUUAAAUUUUAUAGAUGCGGUAGGUCAUGCAUUGGAUAAAUGCCUGGUUGAUAAGUUCUCAGAAAAGAGGUAAAAUUUAUUUUAGUUUAUUAAGAUUAUCACAGUUAACUAGUUAACAAACUUUACAGCCAAUCGCCUUGUCAUUUUAUUGAUUUCAAGUUUAAUAAAUAUUAUUUAUUUAAUCUUAUCAGAUAUACUUGGGAAGAAGAAAUUCGAGAAAAAAUGCCAAAUGUUCCUGUAACGGGAAUAUAUGUAUUAUCCAAAGUCAAUGAACAAUUUAUUGACCCAUCUGUAGUCAUAACAUCAUAUGACUUAAUGACAAAGUCUAAAGAUAUGCUUUUAAAAUUAAAAUUUGGAAUUGUUGUAUUUGUAAGAUUUUCUAGUUAAUGUAUCAACAACUUUUCAUUCAAAUUUUCAUUAUAAAAAUGAUCAAUUUGAGUUUUUUUUUUGUCUUCCAAGGAUGAAAGCCAUUCUUUAAAAAGUGAGAAAUCUGCCAGGACUAAAGUUGCAAAUUCUAUUGGAAUGAAGAGCACGCGGUGUAUUUUAUUAAGUGGUACACCUGCAUUGUCAAGACCAAUUGAACUUUAUACACAAGUUAAAAUUAUAUCGAAAAAUAAAUUUAUAAGUCCGUAAGUGCUACAAAGUUGCUUGAUAAUUUAACAUCAGUGUUGAAAUAUUUUGGAUUUAUAUUAUUAAUAUAAAUAUUAUGAUUUUUAUUUAUUUUCUAUAACAUUAAAAUAAUAAAUCCCUUUAAAAGAUAGGUGUGACAUUUUUUACAGUUGGUUUUUAUAAAAAGUGAUAUAACAAGUAACAAUCAUUUUUUGAUAUUUCUAUCUGAAACAAAUAAAGUAACCAUAAUUUUUUAUACUAAUGUUAUGAUUUAAAUUAUACAACUAAAAAUAAAAUGAAAUAGUAUUCAAUUUGAAAUGAAACAAAUGUUUUAUCAAUAAUAAUUAAAACCAAUAAAACAAAUAAAUGAUUGCAUAUUUUUGUUUUAAAAUACUUAAUGAUUUAAUCAAAAUUAUUGUGAUUUUAGAAUUGAGUAUGGUGUACGCUACUGUAAUGGCCGAGAAACGUCAUUUGGAUGGGAUUUUACUGGCUCAUCAAAUAUGAGAGAGUUAAAAGUUGUAUUAGAAACUCAAUUCAUGAUUCGCCGUUUAAAGACUGAAGUAUUAAAACAGUUGCCACAAAAAAUUAGGUAUUUAUUAUUUCCUACAUGUUGGUAGUGAAUAUUUAUAUAAUCACCUAAGAAUUUUUAAUAAAUAAAUAAAAGAUAAAUAAAUGAUUAGUAAAUGAUUUAAUAGUGCAUCCAAUGUUGAUUGUAGGAAUGUAGUGAUAUUAAAAGCAGAAAAUAUAAAAUCUCGAAGUCAAGACAUGGACGAUUUGGAAAGCUUAGUGAACAAUAAGUCUCUUAAGAAAACUCAAGUUCGCGGUGCUUUAUUAGAAUAUUUUAACCAUACUGGUGAAGCUAAAUUACCUGCUAUUUGGUGAGUAUUUGAACAAUCUAUAUUUUGGAUUCUGAGAGAAGUAAGGAGUGUAUUGGUUUUUUUUUUUUUGCUGUAAUUUAAUUUAAAAUAUUCCUUGAGGCUUAAAAUUUGGACAGAAAACUUAAGCUAACCAUACACGUUCCAGUUUACCGGAGAGGCUGGACUGUUUUAAAAAUUGAAAAAAAAUUUGCAUUAUAAUAUGAUAUUGUUAAGCUUUUUCUAGUUAUGUGAAUCUUAUAUGUUUUAUUAAACUUAUUAAGUAAUUUUGUUUUAUUGAAAGGUUUUUUUAUGUAAGAAAAGAUAAAUUUAACUAAUAUAAAAAUAAAAAUAAUAAGAUGUUAAAAUAAUAUGUUCAAAAUAUAAAAGCAGAAACUUAGUAGGUAGUAAAGAAUAAUUUUGUUUUAAUAUCUAGCGAUUAUAUUCUAAAUUUACUAAAAGAAGGACAAAAGUUUUUGGUAUUUGCUCAUCAUCAAAAAGUUAUGAAUGGUAUAUGUGAAGUCCUUGAAAACAAUAGAACUUAGUAAGUGAUACAUGUUUACUAUAUAAUAAUCUAUUCAUUUUCUAUAUGUCUGUAUUGUUUUAUUAUUAUAUUUUGUCCACGUUUAUUUUUAGUUACAUUCGGAUAGAUGGUAAAACGUCAUCAGAAGAAAGAAAAUCAGUCUGUGAUCAAUUUCAAAGUGAAAAUAUAUACCGAGUAGCUGUUCUUUCAAUUUGUGCAGCAAAUUCGGGUAUUACACUGACUGCAGCGAAACUUGUUGUAUUUGCCGAACUUUACUGGAACCCUGGCGUAAAAACAUAAAUUAGUAUGAAAUAACAUUAAAUAAAAAAUUAUAUAAUUUACUUUUCAGAUAUUAACACAAGCUGAAGAUCGAGCUCAUCGAAUUGGUCAGGCCGAAACAGUGACCAUACAAUAUCUUCUUGCAAAAGGUACUGCAGACGACCAUCUCUGGCCAUUAAUUCAGUCUAAAUUGAAUGUUCUGAACAAAGCUGGUCUCAGUAAAGACAAUUUUAAAGGUGAUAGUACCACAGUAGUUGUAAGUGUUUUUUUUAUUUUUUUAUACUAUUUUUCUAAUUCUAAUAUUAUUCAUAUUGCAUUUAAAAUUUAUUGUGCCAUUAAUUAGAACUGUGCUACCCAAUCAAACCAAAUGAGCAUUCUCGACUAUUUAGAUGAUAAAACUGAUGAAUUGGAUGAAAACGAUUUAAAAUUUUUAGAUGAAUUGGAAGAAUCACAAUAUAAACGCCGUCGAAAAUGUUAA